Messenger RNA from Andrographis paniculata, 1329 nucleotides. RefSeq names its product acyltransferase GLAUCE-like. The transcript has 3 exons. The record is from RefSeq and is a predicted model, not a curated record. The coding region runs from base 1 to 1329 and encodes 442 amino acids. Gene Ontology annotation, molecular function: acyltransferase activity, transferring groups other than amino-acyl groups. NCBI's taxonomy places the organism in Eukaryota, Viridiplantae, Streptophyta, Magnoliopsida, Lamiales, Acanthaceae.
AUGAUAAAUUAUAUGAUCUCUUUAACAGACGAAGACAUGAUGAAAGAAGAGCCAAUUUCAUUGUUCUCACCAGCCAAUCCCAUCCCCACAGAGACAAUCUUCCUCUCCAACAUCGACCAGGCCGUCACUUUCCCCGUCGAGACACUCUUCUUCUACGCCGCUGCCGGAACUGCUGACGUGGCAGCCAUGGUUCGGACAGCCGUUGAGCGAGUGCUGCUUGUUCCAUACUACUUCAUGGCCGGGAGGCUUAGGUGGAGCGGCGAUGCCCAAAGGCUCGAGCUCGUGUGUAAUAAUUCCGGUGUCUUGUUUGUUAGUGCCCGAACUAGGGUUUCACUCGAUGAUCUCGGCGAUCUUUCCAACCCGAAUGCGGAUUUUUCGCGGUUCGUUCAUCGCCCCGGGUUGUAUAAAAGCUUUGAGGACACUCCCAUCUUCACUAUUCAGGUGACAAGAUUCGAAUGCGGCGCAUUCGCAUUAGGGUUUAUGACAAACCACGCGAUUUUAGACGGAAAAUCGGCAAGCGAAAUGUUCCACAACCUCGCCUCAAUAUGUCGAGGCGAAGGCCUAAAGACGGUGUGGGUUGACAAUGACCGAACCCCCCUAAAAGCACGAACCCCGCCUCAAAUCCAUUUCCCACACAACGAAUACCUAGAACUUUCGAAAACUCUAUCCCAACCCUCAUCCUUCACCUCGCAAAAACGAAUGUCUCCGUCCCCUCUCAUCUUCUCCAACAACUACGUCCACAAACUCUUCGCCUUCUCCAACGAAACCCUAGCAAAGCUCAAAAACAAAACCCUAGCCAAGUGCUCGACAUUUGAGGCAAUCCUUGCGCACAUUUGGCGGGCGAGGACGCGCGCGUACUUCGACAACCUCGAUCAAGAAUCGACCGUCCUCUUCGCGGUGGACAUCCGCGACAAGAUCACGCCGCCUUUGCCGGAGGCCUUCGCCGGAAAUGCGGUGAUCACGGCGUUCGCACGUGCAAGGGCUCGAGAUUUGAUCGGACGGCCGUUAUGGUUCGGGGUGGAGAGAGUGAGGGAAGGGGUGGAGAGAGUGACGAAUGAGUACAUAAGGUCAGUGAUAGACUGGUUAGAGGUUCAUAAAGGGAUUCCUGCAACAGGGAAUGGAGGAGCAUUCUAUGUUUCAGCAUGGUGGAAGUUGACUUUUGGUGAGGUUGACUUAGGGUUUGGAUGGCCACAGCAUGCAGGGCCUAUUGUGAGUGGAAAUGACGAGUUUGUCCUCUUCUUGGACGAUGGGAAUUCCGGUAUUAAUGUCUGGUUGGGCCUGGACAAGGACAAAAUGGACAAUUUCUCCUCUUGUGUUUAUCAAAUGUGA